Messenger RNA from Lycium ferocissimum, 2244 nucleotides. Its product is annotated as calcium-dependent protein kinase 2-like. Gene Ontology annotation, molecular function: calcium/calmodulin-dependent protein kinase activity; calcium ion binding; ATP binding. Gene Ontology annotation, biological process: peptidyl-serine phosphorylation; intracellular signal transduction; protein autophosphorylation. The record is from RefSeq and is a predicted model, not a curated record. The coding region runs from base 425 to 2002 and encodes 525 amino acids. Lineage: Eukaryota; Viridiplantae; Streptophyta; Magnoliopsida; Solanales; Solanaceae. Gene Ontology annotation, cellular component: cytoplasm; nucleus. The transcript has 8 exons.
CCAGAGAUCUUAAGACCUGCCAUAUUGAACAACUCCUUAAAAGUCUUUCUUUUUAUUUUGGAUAAGUAAUCCCUAGAAGUCUUUCUUGAAGAAAAAUCCAAACUAUUUGUCAUUACUUUCAUUGUGUCUUUAGUUGUAUCUUCAACUUACAUUCUAAUCUUCCUUAAUCUCCAUCUGGGGUUGUUUUCUUGAUUCUUGAUUCCCAUUUUCUUAGAUUCCUAUGUUCAAUUUUAGUCUUUCUUGAACAAAAAUCCACACUUUCUUGAUUCUUGAUUCCUAUGUUCAACUGAGGUACUUUCUUGAACAAAAAUCCAAACUUUCUUGAUUCUUGAUUCCUAUGUUCAAUUUAAGUCUUUCUUGAAGAAAAAAGAUCCAAACUUUCCUGAUUCUUGAUUCUUAUUUUGGUGGAUCUUUGUAAGGAUAAAUGGGCAUCUGUUUGAGCAAAACUAAACCAUCAGAGUCCAAAUCCAAUGGGCAACAUAGAUCAGGUGGUAGUAGGGGUGGUGGGACCCACCAAACACAAAUUCAGUAUACAAAAUCUCCAGGUCCAGAAGCUCAAUUACCUAUAAGGGGACCCCACCAAGCAAGUCCUAAACCAGUAUUCAAACAAGAAUCUAUUUUGGGUAAGCCAUUUGAGGAUGUUAAAGCACACUAUACACUAGGUAAAGAAUUGGGUAGAGGUCAAUUUGGUGUUACAUUUCUUUGUACUGAAAUAUCAACUGGUCAUCACUAUGCUUGUAAGUCAAUAUCAAAGAAAAAACUUGUUACAAAAGCUGAUAAAGCUGAUAUGAGAAGAGAGGUUCAGAUUAUGCAACACUUAAGUGGACAACCAAAUAUUGUUGAAUUUAAAGGUGCUUAUGAGGAUAAAGGUUCUGUUUAUCUUGUGAUGGAACUGUGUGGUGGUGGAGAGUUAUUUGAUAGGAUUAUUGCUAAAGGGCAUUAUAGUGAAAGAGCUGCUGCAUCAAUGUGUAGAGCUAUUGUUAAUGUUGUUCAUGUUUGCCAUUUUAUGGGUGUUAUGCACCGUGACCUUAAGCCUGAGAACUUUCUGUUGACUGAUAAGAGUGAAAAUGCUGCUUUGAAGGCAACUGAUUUUGGACUCUCCAAGUUCAUUGAAGAAGGUAAGGUGUACAAGGAUAUUGUUGGGAGUGCUUACUAUGUUGCCCCUGAAGUCUUACGGAAGAGUUAUGGCAAGGAAAUAGAUGUUUGGAGUGCAGGUAUUAUGUUGUAUAUACUACUCAGCGGUGUGCCUCCCUUUUGGGCAGAAACGGAGAGGGGUAUAUUUGAUGCCAUAUUAAAAGAAGACAUUGACUUUGAAAGUGAACCUUGGCCCUCUAUAACAAGUAGUGCCAAGGACCUUGUCCGGAAGAUGCUCAAUAAAGACCCAAAGAAACGCAUUUCUGCUGCUCAAGUUCUUGAGCAUCCUUGGCUUAAGGUAGGUGGAGUAGCACCAGAUAAACCAUUAGAUAACGCUGUCCUCUCAAGAAUGAAGCAAUUCAGAGCUAUGAACAAACUCAAGAGACUUGCUUUAAAGGUCAUUGCUGAGAAUCUCUCAGCAGACGAAAUCCAAGGGCUCAAAGCAAUGUUCCAUAAUAUUGACACUGAUAAUAGCGGCACGAUUACGUAUGAAGAAUUGAAGAGCGGAUUGGCUCGACUUGGAUCAAAGCUCACAGAGGCUGAAGUUAAGCAAUUGAUGGAAGCUGCUGAUGUGGAUGGAAAUGGCUCUAUCGACUAUAUUGAGUUCAUCACUGCCACCAUGCAUAAACACAGACUAGAAAGAGACGAAAAUCUACACAAAGCAUUUCAGUAUUUUGAUAAAGAUGGCAGUGGGUUCAUUACAAGAGAUGAACUCGAAACAGCUAUGGAAGAGCAUGGAAUAGGCGAUCCAUCCAGUAUAAGGGAAAUAAUAUCUGAAGUAGACGCUGAUAAUGACGGAAGAAUCAACUAUGAGGAAUUUUGUACAAUGAUGAGAAGCGGAGCUAAACAGCCAGGCAAGCUCUUCUAAUAACACGAAUCUCCUAGUCAUUGGAGGCAAAAUCGAGAGUGAUUCGUCAAAAUCUGCACCUUAACUAGUUGGAGUUUUAAUAGUUCCCCGGUGGAAACAUGUAAAUUGGUUAUUCCUGUUUUUAAAAUCUGUCUUCUCUAUGGUUCUUUUUCUCAUUUUUGUAUAAAUUGUUGUUGACUAGACUACUCAGUAGUUACCAAGUUAUCUAUAUUUGUCCUAAAGAGGCUGAGUGUUACAUUUUA